AUGGAUGACGUAAGGAAUUUCACGAGCCCUGACUUGAUGGGGCUCCCUUCAGCGAAUAAACGCAAACUUGGUGGUGGAGGGGAAGACGACGAAGGGCUUUUAUCCUCCGCAAAACAAUGUAAAAGUGAGGACCAGACGUGGGUGGCCGAUGUACCUGGUCAAAAUUUAAACUUACCAAAACCGUCCAAACCCUCCCGUCUUGAAGAAUUAGCAUCUGUUGCUCCGCCGGAUUGGGCUGCUCAACGUCCGGCUCUAUUAACGACUUUACUCGAGGAUGAUGACGAAGUGGACGACGAAGAUUUCGACGAUGAAGAAGAGGAACGAAUAGAGGGAAAAUAUUUACCCGCUGGAAAAUCAUACUCUUGUAGGUAUUCUUCGGAAGAUUCGUGUUUCAAUAAUAAAAAUUCUGGUUACGAGGAUCAAGGAUAUUCGGGCGGUAGUAGUAGUCCGGUGCAUUACGUUAGUCGAUCCUCUUCUUAUUCUUCUACGAAAAAUUCUCAGUAUUGGGGAGGAUAUCCCUCAUCGUCUCCCCAGCAGACGAUACGAUGUGAAGAAAACGGUAAAUCGUACCUGGAACUGGGUCCGAGCCCAGCAAGUGCGCGAAAUAGGACGCCUAGUUCUUUAGAUAAGUGCUGUGACGCAGAGAGGACUAGUUGGUGCAAACGCGCACCUGAAACCUCAUGUUACCGCCAAAGGCGACUCGCUGUCUUUAAUCUUUCUAUGUGUAAGCUAGGACGAUAUAGACAAUUCACAGACCCUAGUCUGUUAAAAUCAGUGCUUAUAUGUAACACUUUAAGAUACAUAGAACGAGAAAUGGAACAGGAAGGUUGUUUUUACGGUGGUUUACCCGGGCAUGCAACUUGCGCGUCACCGCCACCCUUACCUCCAACUCCUUCACCUGCCGAAGUCGAUCCGACUUUUCCUCCGCCUCAGUUCCUCGAAGUGCCUGACAUCACUCCUUCUGCUUCUUCCUACAGAGCGGGUCCCGAAUUUUACGAACAAUCGGGUCGGGCGACGCCGUUUCCCCUUGCAAAUCAGUGUUGCGAUUCGGAUUCGGGCGUGGGAGACGAAGACAAUGCUAAAAGUAUUAACUGGGGUUCGGUGCUAAGUUUGUCCAGUCAAUCGGAUUUGGAUCCGAUGAACAACAACGAACUAUUUUCGGAUUCAUCGACGACUCAAGAUUUGGUUCACGAAUUCGACGAUUUUCUACCCACGUGGAAAUUGACUCCCGUGAGCGCGGACGAAGUACUCAAAUCUGCAACGUCAGAUACAUCUCCAUCUCUGUCACCUUGUCAAAUUCAGGGACAAGAAAUGGAACUCAUGCAGGUACUAGUGAGUUCAUAG
Pediculus humanus corporis (human body louse) is the source of this 1344-nucleotide messenger RNA. RefSeq lists its product as uncharacterized. The coding region runs from base 1 to 1344 and encodes 447 amino acids. The record is from RefSeq and is a predicted model, not a curated record. Gene Ontology annotation, molecular function: transcription regulator activity. Gene Ontology annotation, cellular component: nucleus. NCBI's taxonomy places the organism in Eukaryota, Metazoa, Arthropoda, Insecta, Psocodea, Pediculidae. The transcript is spliced from 2 exons.